Gastrolobium bilobum is the source of this 2235-nucleotide messenger RNA. RefSeq names its product FT-interacting protein 4-like. The transcript has 2 exons. The record is from RefSeq and is a predicted model, not a curated record. The coding region runs from base 1 to 2235 and encodes 744 amino acids. NCBI's taxonomy places the organism in Eukaryota, Viridiplantae, Streptophyta, Magnoliopsida, Fabales, Fabaceae.
AUGGCACAUCAGAAAGUGGAUUCCAAAUUGAAGGAUAUUUCUCCGAGUAUUGGUGCCAAUAUGAUCACAGGAGCCACUGACCUUAUUGAAAUCAAUAGCUUCUUUUAUGUCAGGAUUGUUAGGGCCAGAUAUUUGUUUGUGCGUAAUGGCCCCAAUCAUUGUGACCCUUAUGUGGAGGUGAGAGUUGGGAGGUUUCAGGGUACAACCCCCUGCAUCAGGAGCAGCAUAGACCCAGUGUGGAACCAUGUCUUUGCCCUUGAGAUAGGUCAAACUCAAAUUCACGAGACAAUUCUUGAGAUUUUCGUGAAGAACAAUAUUCCUACCUAUGAUGAAUACAUAGGUCGGAUUUCGUUUGAUAUUUCUGAUAUUCCAAUACGGCCUCCGAGUGAUUGUGCACUACAAUCGCAGUGGUAUGAGAUAGAGGAUCUAAGGGGGAAACAGUUCAGGGGAGAGCUUAUGCUAUCUUGUUGGAAAGGAACUCAGGCUGAUGAGGGAUUUUAUGGAGCUUGGCAUUUACAGACUGAUGCAGCAUCAAUUGGUGUUUACAAUAUUGAUAAUACUCGUUCACGGAUGUAUAUUAUGCCUAAGAUUUGGUGUCUCAGAGUUAAUUUGAUUCAAGCACAUGGCCUCCUACUUGAAGAUGAAUCUGAAAAAUCCUCAAUUUUCAUUCGGGCUACCUUGGGGAAUUUGACCUUCACAAGCAAGUUGGUGGAGAACAAUAAUGGAAACCCAAAAUGGAAUGAGCAAUUGUUAAUUGCCGUGGCAGAGCCAUUUGAUAAUCAACGGUUGUUUUUUAGCGUGGAAAAAGGAACAUUAACAAGUCACAAAAGUUUGGGGACGUGUGUAUUUCUUGUCGAGAAUGCAGACAAGGUUUCACCUAUAUCUGUUCGAACUAUUGUUGUCGAACAGAAUGGGGGGUUUGCUGGUAAGAUUAGUAUGAUGUUCUAUUUGGAUGGUGGUUAUCAUAUAUUUGAUGAUGACCCACACUACAGCACUGAUCUAAAUCCACCAGACAAGAAAUUGAGGAAACCCCCCAUUGGGGUUUUUGAGAUGGGGAUACUGAAUGCUAGAGGGCUUCCAGCCAUAAAAGCAAGGGGUCGUACUGAUGCAUAUUGUGUGGCUAAAUAUGGCCCAAAAUGGAUUCGGACAAGAACAGUUGUCAAUAGUCUUUCUCCGAACUGGAAUGAGCAGUGCGCUUUUGAUGUCUACGAUCCAUGCACAUUCAUCACAAUUUCUGUGUUUGAUAACGGUCUACUGUACGAGGGAGAUAUAGCUUCAGGAGCAAAAGAUACAGGAAUAGGGAAGGUGAGAAUCCGUCUAUCUGACAUGGAAACCAAUAAAAUUUAUUCUUAUUCUUAUCCACUUUUUGAACUUCAACCUUGCGGGCUGAUAAAGAUGGGACAAAUUCAACUGGCUUUCAAGUUUUGUUGCCUAAGUAAGCUUAAUCUCUAUUUCAUGUACGCAUUGACCAAGCUUCCUAAACAACAUUAUGCUAAACCAUUGUCUCCGACUCAAUUACAUGGGUUAAGGAAACAAUCUGUUAUGUUUGUCUCAUCGAAGUUGAGUAAGAGUGAACCGCCGAUGAGAAGAGAGGUUGUUGAGUAUGUGCUGGAUUCUCGCGAAAUCAUGUGGAGCAUGCGAAGAGCUAGAGCUGAUUUUGAAAGGAUUAACAUUUUGGUGAGUGGGUUGGUAGCCUUAUACACUAGAUUUGAUGAGAUAUGCAAGUGGGAGAAUCCUAAUGUAACAGUUAUGGUAAUUGUAGUGGUUAUAGUGGUUCCAGUGGUUCUGGAUAUUUGUUCCCCUCUACCACAGCAUCUCUUUUGGCAUUUUAUCUUGUGUAUUUAUUGGGGCUGGAAAUAUGCAAAUAGGCCAAAAAAACUGGCUCAUGUAAAUUUGGAAUUGUCUAAUGUUCACACAGCAAGUGUAGAUGAACUGGAAGAAGAGUUUGAUCCAAUUCCAACAAGAUUCGGAGACAACGUUAUAAGGAGGAAUAGAUAUGAUCGAUUAAGAAUUGUCGCAGGGAAAUAUGCAGCACUGAUGGGGGACUUUGCUACUAUUGGAGAGAAACUACAAUAUCCUUUGAGCUGGCAGGAUCCAACCGUUACAAUGCUUGUGAUGAUUGCUUGUUUGAUUGUUGGGUUUCUGAUCUUACGGUUUUCACCUUCGUGGAGCUUUCCAUUUCCGCUGCGUUAUUUUGUUAUACUUGUUUCGGAUUCUUAUGUGGAUGGUAUGUGA